Messenger RNA from Brassica oleracea var. oleracea, 848 nucleotides. Its product is annotated as protein LIGHT-DEPENDENT SHORT HYPOCOTYLS 9. The record is from RefSeq and is a predicted model, not a curated record. Lineage: Eukaryota; Viridiplantae; Streptophyta; Magnoliopsida; Brassicales; Brassicaceae. The coding region runs from base 108 to 689 and encodes 193 amino acids. The transcript has a single exon. Gene Ontology annotation, biological process: response to light stimulus; mRNA transcription. Gene Ontology annotation, cellular component: nucleus.
UCCAUUAUUUCUCAGUACUACGUAUCAUCCCUCUCUCUCUCUCUUUCCUUUACUUUAUUGCCGCUUUUAAACCUGCGAUUUGCUCAUAGACCAAAAACAUAUACCUAAUGAUGUCUUCGGAGCAUCACACACCAACGAAAGAUCCACCGGAUCAUCCAUCUUCUUCCUCCAACCAUCUCAAGCAACCGCUUCCUUCUCAACCGCAACCGCUCAGCCGCUACGAAUCGCAAAAACGCCGCGAUUGGAACACGUUCAUCCAAUACCUAAAAUCGCAGAAUCCACCGUUGAUGAUGUCUCAGUUUGAUUACACGCACGUGCUAAGUUUCCUAAGGUACUUAGAUCAGUUCGGUAAAACCAAAGUACAUCACCAAGCUUGUGUCUUCUUCGGACAACCCGAUCCACCAGGACCGUGCACGUGUCCUCUCAAACAAGCUUGGGGAAGCUUAGAUGCUUUGAUCGGACGGUUGAGAGCUGCUUACGAGGAACACGGUGGCGGGUCACCUGAUACAAACCCGUUUGCAAACGGGUCAAUCCGGGUUCACUUGAGGGAAGUGAGAGAAUCUCAAGCCAAGGCUCGUGGGAUUCCUUACAGGAAGAAGAAGAGGAGGAGGAAGACCAUAAACGACGUCGUAGUGGUCAAGAAAGAUGUUGCAAACUCUUCAUCGACUCAUAAUCAGUCGUCCACUUGAUCAUUUAUCAUAUAAAAAAUAUUUCCACUAUAGGUAAUCAAUAUAUAAAUUCUCUUUCUUAUCUAAUUUAAAAUUUCAUAGGCUAUUUGAGUUGGAAUUAUUCCCUCUGAAUAAUUAGACCACAAAACUCAAAAUGUAUCUGUUUAUAUAUAAUUGUGA